Messenger RNA from Penicillium cinerascens, 1596 nucleotides. RefSeq names its product glycosyl hydrolase family 79 C-terminal domain-containing protein. The record is from RefSeq and is a predicted model, not a curated record. The annotation marks the transcript as partial. The transcript is spliced from 4 exons. Lineage: Eukaryota; Fungi; Ascomycota; Eurotiomycetes; Eurotiales; Aspergillaceae.
GGAGUUAUGAUGCUAUACACUUCAAUUUCAUUACUUUUGAGUGCCGUAUCUAUUGCAGCUCUCUCAGUUAGUGAUGCACAUACUAUCCGCGAGACUGUCCCCCAAGAUGCAGGACCUCCCAUCCUUUUACCAUUCGUGUGCUUCUCUAUUGAAUUUGUCUUCUUUCCCGAUUUUGCAGGGAACAAAUCACAGCCUAACUUGUUUUCAAACAACCUUCUCAAUAACCUGGAAAAUAUUCAAGGAAUCAAGCCACAUAUCAGAGUUGGUGGCCUUACACAAGACUACGCACUCUAUAAUUCGUCACUGGAGACAGCCAUCAAUGGCACUUACAUACCCUCUAUAUCAACGGACUAUCCGUACAUCAUUUACAUGGGUCCAUCAUUCUUUGAGUCCUAUUUGACGUGGCCAAACACCAAAUUCUCUCAUGGAUUCAACCUAGGAAAGAAUAGUUCACAUGAUAUACAGCUGCUGCUUGACACGGUGCCGCUAGCCUGUGAAGCCCUUGGAAAAGGAAAUUUGUUGGUUUGGGAAUUGGGAAACGAGCCUGAUGAUUAUCCAGUCUCUAUUCAGGGACCUGUGAGACCUGCUAACUGGACCGAGAAGGAUUAUGUUCACCAGUGGUUAAAUCGAACUGCUGCCUUGAAAAAGCAGAUGGAGGAUCAUUGUCCUCAAUUGGCAAACACAAAAUACAUGGCACCCUCAUUUGGAGGAAUAACUGGAGCCUUGAAAGCACUUACCACCUGGCAAGUUGGCCUCAAUGAUGCUAAGAACAUUGCUUUCAAUUCUGAGCAUAACUACAUGGGAGGAGCGGAUGAGCCAGGAGUCACGCUUCAGAAGACACUGAUGAAUCAUACUGCGGUGAUCCAGAACGCGGCACCGCAUAUUAACUUGAUGCAAAGUCUCUCAGCUGAAAACCUUACGCCUAACAUUCCCUAUAUUCUGGGGGAAACCAACUCCCUCUACAACGAAGGGCGAGCAGGCUUAUCGAACUCAUUCGGAGCUGCCCUCUGGGGAGUGGAUUGGAAUUUAUACUGUGCGUCUCAGGGUAUUAGACGGGCCUACAUGCAUCAAGGGACGGACUAUAGAUACGCAGCAUGGCAGCCGGUUGAAACAAACAAGACUACACUUGGGACAAAGGCCCCCUAUUACGGAAAUACCAUGGUGGCUGCCAUGACCCAGGGUGUGAAUGAUGUGCGGAUUAUGAAUAUCCCGCUUAGCCAGGAUACCGAGUCUGCUUAUGCGGCCUACGUCGACGGCAAACUGGCCCGGAUUGCCGUUGUAAACAUGGUGGAAUACAACUACACCUUUGGUGCUGAUCCAUCAAAUGAUAAUAAUCGUCCGAAGGCCAAGUAUUCAUUCCACUUGCCUUCUUCAGUUGCAUCUCGACCAGUCUCGGUACAACGCCUGUUGGCUAAUGGGAGCAAUGCCAUUACGGGCGUCACUUGGGAUGGAUUCUCGUACAAUUACGAGUUGGAGGAUGGGAAACCUGUUCGAAUGAAUAACAUCACAACGGGUGAGACGAUUCAUGUUGGCGCCGAUGGUGUGGUCACACUUGAAGUGCCUUAUUCAAGCGGUGCUCUUUUGAACAUACAGUGA